Odocoileus virginianus texanus is the source of this 1187-nucleotide messenger RNA. The record is from RefSeq and is a predicted model, not a curated record. NCBI's taxonomy places the organism in Eukaryota, Metazoa, Chordata, Mammalia, Artiodactyla, Cervidae.
GGGAAAAUUGGAGUUAAAUUUAAUGUUGGGACAGAUGACAUCGCCAUCGAAGAGUCCAAUGCAAUCAUUAACGAUGGGAAAUACCACGUGGUCCGUUUCACGAGAAGUGGCGGCAACGCCACGUUACAGGUGGACAGCUGGCCGGUGAUCGAGCGCUACCCUGCAGGGCGUCAGCUCACAAUCUUCAAUAGCCAAGCAACCAUAAUAAUUGGCGGGAAAGAGCAGGGCCAGCCCUUCCAGGGUCAGCUCUCUGGGCUUUACUACAAUGGCUUGAAAGUUCUGAAUAUGGCAGCCGAAAAUGAUGCCAACAUCGCCAUAGUGGGAAAUGUGAGACUGGUUGGUGAAGUGCCUUCCUCUAUGACAACUGAGUCGACAGCCACUGCCAUGCAGUCAGAGAUGUCCACGUCGAUCAUGGAGACCACCACGACCCUGGCUAGCAGCACAGCCAGAAGAGGAAAGCCCCCUACGAAAGAACCCGUUAGCCAGACCACAGAUGACAUCCUUGUGGCCUCAGCAGAGUGUCCCAGUGAUGAUGAGGACAUUGACCCCUGUGAGCCGAGCUCAGGUGGGUUAGCCAACCCGACACGGGCAGGCGGGAGAGAGCCGUACCCGGGCUCGGCAGAAGUGAUCCGGGAGUCCAGCAGCACCACGGGCAUGGUCGUGGGGAUCGUAGCCGCUGCCGCCCUGUGCAUCCUCAUCCUGCUCUACGCCAUGUACAAGUACAGAAACCGGGAUGAAGGCUCCUACCACGUGGACGAGAGUCGAAACUACAUCAGUAACUCAGCACAGUCCAAUGGGGCUGUUGUAAAGGAGAAGCAACCCAGCAGUGCUAAAAGCUCCAACAAAAACAAGAAGAACAAGGAUAAAGAGUAUUACGUCUGAGCCCAAGAUCUGAAAAAGGACCCUUGUAUAGAAAUAGUCUUCAUUUUAUCCAAGACAUAAUAUAAACUUAUUUACUUUCCUUUUUAUGAAGCACAUACAAAAGAAGACAGGGAAUGCAAUCAGGAAGGAAAGACUGUUUUUAAAAAAUAAAAACAAGUAUCUCAUGCUCUUGUUUCUCCAAAAAAGAAAAAAAAAAAAAAAAAAAAUAUGUCAAUAAAUUCCUUAACAUCCACAGUGUUUUAAUUUACUCUGCCUGUCUUUAUGUUGCUGGAACAUUUCUAAAAGACAGUGAUGACCACAUGCAU